This is a messenger RNA of Rhinichthys klamathensis goyatoka, 856 nucleotides long. Its product is annotated as kunitz-type U19-barytoxin-Tl1a-like. The record is from RefSeq and is a predicted model, not a curated record. NCBI's taxonomy places the organism in Eukaryota, Metazoa, Chordata, Actinopteri, Cypriniformes, Leuciscidae. The transcript is spliced from 4 exons. Bases 27 to 530 code for a protein of 167 amino acids. Gene Ontology annotation, molecular function: serine-type endopeptidase inhibitor activity.
GUGUUCACACGACUCUGUGGUUCACUAUGAGGGAACUUGCCAUCAUUUUACUCCUUUUUGCUCUGAAGCACAACAUUCAGGCACAAACUCAGAAACCAGAGGCCUGCAGUCUGAAACCAGAUGAAGGAACGGGUGAAUCUGAUGUUGUGGUUUAUAUGUACUACGAUGAAGAAAAAGACAGUUGUUUUCCAUUCCGGUACAAAGGGCAGGGUGGAAAUGCAAACCGUUUCUAUAUAGAGAAGCAGUGCAUGAGAAACUGUUCUCACAGAGCUGAAGAGCUGUUCCCAAGAGACGAACGCAAAGCUUGCAUGCUUCCAAAAGAAGCAGGGCAAUGUUUCGGUCACUAUCUGCGGUAUUACUACAGUCCUGAACAUCACACAUGCACUUCUUUCUACUGGACCGGAUGUGUGGGAAACGGAAACCGAUUCCUCACUGCUGACUGGUGCAAUGCCACGUGUUUCAAUGCAGCAGAUCAAGGCCACGAGGACCAUUCAGGUGAAUCAUAUGUAGGCCUACCAGUUGGUAAGUGAAACAUGAAUAUUAUGUUUUCAACUCAUUCAACUAAUUUAUCCACCGAUAUUAAUUCAAUUAAUUCAUUCUCCCAUCAGGAAUUAUCUGGGGUGCUGCACUUGGUCUUAUUGGUGUCAUUAUUUUCACUGUGGUGAUUGUCUUUGCUGUCAAGAAGAAGUCUUCCCACACCCAGGUGUCAUAUGAGCAGUGCAAAACAAAUCAACCAUUUUAUAUAAACUUGUCAAUAUACACCUAUUAAUGUCCAAUCAAUGAUGUCUUCUGCUAUAUCUGUAAGUGAACUUAUUUCAAAUUCUGCAAAACAAUAAAGUUUCAUUUGACUUAGCGC